AUGUCUGAAUUAGAAUCAGAAGUUCCUCAGCCUUCGUCUUCCCCACCCAACUGCCUCCAAGGACUAGAGCCUAAGCUUCUCCACCACCAGAAGCUAGACAAAGACCUUGAAGAUAUCCGGCACAUGGUUACCAAUAAUACAAGGCCAACUGUCAAGGAAAUCCGUCGCAGCCAGCCUGGAAAGCGCAGACUUCUUUGGCAGCUUUCUCGUCUAUCCAUCCACAACGAUAUCUUGUAUCGCACGAAAAUGGACGAGAAACGAUCAGUUAAGCUCUACCAAGCCAUAGUCCCAGAAAGCUUAGUGCAAGAAGUUUUGAAGCUUCUUCAUGGUCACCCAACUUCAGGACACUUUAGUGCAGAACGGACUCUCGAACGAGCGAAGUCAUCCUACUUCUGGCCCUACAUACAUAGAGAUGUCCUUGAUUUCUGCGAGAAAUGCAGGGCAUGUGAGACGAUUAGAUCACCUCAUCCCAGCAACCACGCUCCCCUCAAGAACAGACUCAAACCGUACCGGGUCUUGUCAUCCGCCACCAACCACACCCAUAGAAUCGUACACAAGAACAGACUCAAACCCUACCGAUCCGAGUGGACUCCACAUACCAGAGUUGACGUCCGAUCAUCUAACACGGACGUUCCCCCUACCUUCACAUGCAGUCAGGAACACCGUCCUUACUUCACCCCUCUGUCUGGUUCCCUACCAUUUAGGGACCAGUCAGGGAAUGCUACCCCCCUUCUUCCAGUAAAUAACCCACCACCUGGGUUACUUGUUCCACCAUCGCCAAUUCAGGGACCAGCUGGGCUUCUGCCAACACCCCCGGGACUACCUCCACCACCCCUGGGACUACCUCUACCACCCCCAGGACUACAGCCACCACCCCCAGGACCCCCAGGACCCCCAGGACUUCCUCAACGACCCCCUAGACGGCCAAACCAAACUCAAACCAGAUCUGGACGGGCUGUCGUCAAACCGACGAGAUAUGAUGAUUUUGUGUAA
This is a messenger RNA of Strongylocentrotus purpuratus (purple sea urchin), 993 nucleotides long. Its product is annotated as U1 small nuclear ribonucleoprotein C-like. The record is from RefSeq and is a predicted model, not a curated record. The transcript has a single exon. The coding region runs from base 1 to 993 and encodes 330 amino acids. NCBI's taxonomy places the organism in Eukaryota, Metazoa, Echinodermata, Echinoidea, Camarodonta, Strongylocentrotidae.